AUGGUAUCCAAAACAACUCUCAUCACUCUCCUCGCUGUCACCGGCUUCAUCGCUCUCCUGGCAUUCGUUGGCACCGGCGUUGUCCGAUCUGCGAGACAUCGUCCUAAUUAUUAUACUACUCAAGGCCCAGAGGACUAUUUGGGAACACCCACUCAGUUUGUGAAGAAGAUCAAUGAGCUACGGCGAUGGUGUGCUAGAGAUUUUAAUGUUUCAAAUAUGCAUCAAUUGAUUUGGAGUGAGGAUCUUGUGAAAGCCGCGGAGUUUCUUAAGGAAAGUGAAGUGUUUAGCGACAAAGGACGCGUGGAAGUGAUCAAUUCUUAUCAAGACGCUUUUUAUUCUGUGCAAGGGCUUUUGAAGAAGAAAGGAAAAUCAGGCAGAGCAGUAAACUUCAAGCAAAUCAUUGAUAAGGAUAUAAGAAACGAGGGAAUUGAUUUUCUGGUGCCAAAUCAGUUGUACGUUGGUUGCUCACCGAAAGACACCACCAUGACAUGUUUGAUAGGACCGAGCAAUAAAUUUUCGUUCUUCGAUUACUCCGGCGACUCCACUGCAGUUCCUGGCACUCAAUGUCUUGAUGGAUAUGUGGAGAAUGAUGGAAUCUGCUCUCCGACUACAGAAACAUUGGUUGAAGCGUCUCAAGAGAAAUUUCCAAAGAUAAAAGAAGAAGAUGAGGAGGACGAUGAGACUUCUGGGACAAAUGCCUCUCAACUUGUUCUAGUUUUCUUGUGUCUCUGUAUUUUUUAUGUUUUUUAA
Caenorhabditis remanei is the source of this 750-nucleotide messenger RNA. RefSeq lists its product as uncharacterized. Bases 1 to 750 code for a protein of 249 amino acids. NCBI's taxonomy places the organism in Eukaryota, Metazoa, Nematoda, Chromadorea, Rhabditida, Rhabditidae. The record is from RefSeq and is a predicted model, not a curated record. The transcript is spliced from 4 exons.